Molecule: messenger RNA, 1950 nt
Organism: Pocillopora damicornis (cauliflower coral)
Lineage: Eukaryota; Metazoa; Cnidaria; Anthozoa; Scleractinia; Pocilloporidae
Product: adenosine receptor A3
Biological process (GO): G protein-coupled receptor signaling pathway
Cellular component (GO): membrane
Molecular function (GO): G protein-coupled receptor activity
Source: RefSeq, a predicted model, not a curated record
GGCUUUCAGAAAGCUGUCUUUAAUCUUACCGAACCAGGCUUAUGAUAGCUAUUUACGAUAUUAAAAGUUAUUUGAAAUUCACUUCCUCAAGUAAGGCAGACGGAGAAGUUUCUCCUCGGUUCGUUUGAUAACUUUUCUUUUCAAUCAAAAACAAGUAAAGCUUUGCAAACACAAUUUUCAUUGACGUUGAUUUCUAUGCAGUGCUUCAUCGCCAUAAGAAAGGUUGAUGUUUUUAAUUUGUUCUAAACCUUACAAAAUAAAAAUUCACAAGUAAAAUUAUAUGCCCAUGUGAAUUAACAAAAAGCGGGCUAUCUUUGUGCGCCAUUUGAUGUAUUGCACAUAGAACUAAAAGUGCCGUAUUCCGGAUUCUCCAGAUAACCUCAAGAUGAAUAACAGCAGUAUGUCUACAGGGGUCCAUAUGCAUAUCAAUGAAAGAUUGCCUGUUACACCCGUGGUUGUAACUCUUUCGUUUUUAUCGCUUGGCACUGUGCUCGGAAACAGCUUGGUAUUUACAGCGAUCCUCAUUAAGCCUGCACUUCACAGCGUCACAUAUCUGUCUGUGUUCAGUUUAGCGAUUGCUGACUUCUUAGUAGGAAUACUUGCCAUGCCCAGUUACAUCCUCAAAAAGUUUUCCAUGGCAGAGUCUGUCGAUAUCAUCAUAUGCGACGUAUUCCGGUUUUCGUAUUUUCUCACCGGAUAUGCCUCUAUCCUGAGCCUUUCAGUCAUCAGCGUUGAACGCCUGCUCGCCGUAAAGUGGCCGCUGAGAUAUGCAACCGUUGUCACACACGAACGAGUUAUCACGGGCUUGUUACUCACUUGGUUUGACGCGAUAGUAAUAUCACUGCUACCGUUUGUUCCAUGGGAGUCAGAUUCUCCUAAUAAGGAGUGUAAUUACGAACCUACACGCUGGUGGAGCAUUAUGGUCAUUGUAACCAACGUUAUAUUGCCAUUCGUAAUCAUAACAACUUGCUAUAGCUAUUUGUAUCUCACUGCCAGGUCGCACAUAAAGAAGAUAUUGAGUGACAGAAAGAGCCUGGGAGAUACUGAAACCCGGAGACCGCGACAAACGAACGAACGUAAAGCAAGCACCACAAUUUUAAUUGUUAUUGGAGUCUUUGUGGCCACUUGGUUCCCCUCAUGCCUUUAUUACUUCCUGUUAAAGACCUGUCCGCAAUGUUUUUCAGAUUCAUUCAGAAGUAAACAGAGUAUUUUAAAUGCUUUCGUAAAAAUUUUGACGUUUACAUCGUCCUUUGCUAAUCCUGUGAUUUAUUGCUGGAGAAGUCGGCAUUUCAGAAGAGCUUUUUUGGAGAUUUUGGCAAGACUGUCUAGGAAGUUUUCUACACUGCAAAGAAAGGAUAGCAACAGCACUGAAGUUGGUCGCUACAGAAGAAACACAAUAACCAGCAUUGGUAAAACAGAGGCCUGUAAUGUUUUCGUGUCUCAAAUGGACGAAGGCAAAUACAUUCCAAUUACCUUAAGCAAACCUAAAACCGAUUCGAGGAGAGAUCACGAAGUGAAAGAUGAACAACUUUGACACGUGCUUGUAAUGAAGGAGAGCUAAAAUAGACACAGAUGUACAAUAAAACUUUAUAUGUCAAAACAGAAGUUUUGAACAACGAAGCAUUCAAUGACAUUAGUAAAAGUAGCUUUGAGUACACCUUGGUCAACUAGCAAAUUCGACAUAAAUAGCAAUCGCUUUGAUGUAAACUGAAUUGUGUGGACAACAUGGAUUGGAUUAGAUUUGUUUGGUUUUAUCUUGAGGGUUGCCCUCAAGACAUUUCAGAAUUGCUUUGAGAUCUAUUGACAAACGGACCUAGCUAUUCUUGAACGAAGGUCUAAAAUGACAUAAAUUAUAGCAAAUGGAUCUCUUGAAGUAGAUGCUAAAAUCAGCAUCAUCAUCAUCAUCAUUAUCACAUCAUAAUCAUCAAGAAAUGUAAGUUAGAGUUGAGC